AUGGACCCGCCGCGGGAUGGGGACGACCUGAGACCGACGACCGUGGUCGAGGACAUGGCUGCGCGGCUGGGGCUGAGCACCGAGGUGCGCUCUCCUGCACAGCUGAUGCAGCAGCUCGGGCUCGAACAGAGGGUGAUCGACAUGCACGACGACCUGCCGCCGGGCAUAGACGAGCCGUCGUUGCCUGCCCUGCCCGGGUUUGGCUACAGACAAACGAAUCAGUACGACGCCCCUCCGUCCGACUAUAGAGCGCCCCCGCCAGCGGAGGAGUAUCAGCAGCCCAGCUACGACUCGCAGAGCUACCAGCCUCCGGCCGGGUACGAGGGCGGGUACGAGGGCGGGUAUGAGGCCGAGUACGACCCGCAAAGCUACGAGGCGCGCACUCGCCAAAGACAGAGGCCGCCUGAUAUGCGCCUCUCUCCCGCGCUCGCGCCGCUUAGCAUUGAUAGCAUUGAUGAGGAACACCCGCCGAGCUUUGAUGCCAGCGAGGCGGCCGAGGCCGUCGGCGUGCAGGCGCGGAGUACGGGCGGGCCUAGUGAUUUGCCACCGGGAUACUUUGGCGCGCCUAGUGGGGGCCCGCCGGCUUAUUCGUAG
Molecule: messenger RNA, 594 nt
Organism: Trichosporon asahii var. asahii CBS 2479
Lineage: Eukaryota; Fungi; Basidiomycota; Tremellomycetes; Trichosporonales; Trichosporonaceae
Exons: 1
Coding region: 1-594 (197 amino acids)
Source: RefSeq, a predicted model, not a curated record